Haliotis rubra (blacklip abalone) is the source of this 1805-nucleotide messenger RNA. RefSeq lists its product as uncharacterized. Bases 147 to 1487 code for a protein of 446 amino acids. The transcript is spliced from 10 exons. NCBI's taxonomy places the organism in Eukaryota, Metazoa, Mollusca, Gastropoda, Lepetellida, Haliotidae. The record is from RefSeq and is a predicted model, not a curated record.
UUUUGGAAAAUCAUUCAGUCAGCCAGUCAGACAGUGCCAGCCUCUGUCAGUUCCUGGCACGAAGAGCGUUAACGGAUUGGGAUAGGAAUUUGGCUAGUUGCAAUGGAUUAAUACAGGCGUUCCCAGCAGUGAUAGCAACAGCUACUAUGGUUCAGCUUGGAAGAAUGUGGAGUCUUUACUUUCCUGCAUUCCUAGUGUCGAUCAUCUUGGUCGUACCAGGGGACAAACGGUGCGAGUGGGGGAAAUAUGGCGAGCACUGCAACUUGACUUGUCCUGUGAACUGUGCCCUUGUUCCACCAAGAAAUCUUCAGUACUGUCACAGAGACACGGGGAAGUGUUCCGGGGGAUGCCAGCGUGGUUGGCAUGGUGAUCUGUGUGACCAAUCCUGCAGCACCAACUGUCUCAACAAGACCUGUAACCUGCAAACUGGGCACUGCACACUCGGCUGCAAUGGAACCAGCAUGGGCGUGUUUUGUAAUAGCACACGAAAAUGUGGUCGUGGCUUGUAUGGAGAUACAUGUCAACAUCGCUGCAGCAGCAACUGUGUGGAGGAAAGAUGCAACCAAACAACUGGAGUCUGUAUGCUUGGAUGCCGUGGGACUUAUACUGGAGAGUUUUGUAACACUGCGAAAGAAACGUCUACUACUCCCGCUGCUGUGAACAACAAGGAAGGAGGGUGGGGCGUGAUUACCAUACCGGCUCCUGUGUUCCUUGGAGCAGCUGUAGCAGUCUCACUAGCAUUUGUAGCCGCAUCUGUUAUCCAUGUUAUGCUCUUCUUAAGAUGGCGGAGACACAAGAACAGCUCACCAGUGGCAACAGGAGAUCCAACUGAGGAAGAGCUCCUGAUAAACAGUGGAGCCGUGCGUGAAGGAGAUCCACCUGACGAGGAGGAGAAGCCCCAACGUGGAGUCUGGAGUGAAGAUUUACUGAGGAAGGAGUUGAUGAAAACCGAAAAGCCCCUUGUGAUUGCCAAACUUUACAAGAAAAUGAAGGAAAUCCUGGGGUCUUGCAGUCGUGUGACGAUGAGUGGAACACCUGGGGCAGGAAAGACAACUAUAGCUUUAAUGCUAGGAAAAGAGUGCCAAGAUGAAGGUUAUCAGGUUGUUUUUGUGAGUGAUGUUUUGAAAUUUAACCAGCAGUAUUUUGUUGAUCAACACAAACACACGUGUUAUAUAUUUCAAGACGUAUUCAAGGCAGUUGAUUUACCAAAGGACAAAAGUCGCCUCAAGAGUCGUUUUCGUGAACUUAGAUCAAGUCUGGAAAGGUGUAACAACAAUAAAGGAAACAAACUGUAUGCCAUCUUUACUAUCAACUCGUACAGUAAGGAAGGUGAAUGUCCACAACUCGGUGAAGAAGGAGAAUAUUUCUUUAGCGGCCGUCCCUUCUUCAACUUCAACAGGAUAAGUCUUAGACAUACAUUUGAAGAAAGAACAAAAAUGUUUGAACCAAAAUAUCAACGCUUACAAAGAGGAUUGGAUAUACCCUGAGGAUUGGAGUGCUGAUACUCCAUAAACGUACUAAAAUUUGUACUUUACCGAGAAAGCGUAAUACCAAAUUAAAAGUAUGUUACAUUUGACCACUUUCUAAAUGACAUUGUGUAAUCAGACCUGCAUAUUGACUUUAUGGAGCAUACUAUUCCUUGUUCCUACUUCACGUAGCCUCACUGUGUGCCACUUGUUAUUAAAUUACAUCCCCUUGUCACCGGAUAUAAUAGUACGACGUAUCGCCACAGCAUGAUCUCCUCUAUUAAAAUGUACGCUUCUUUACUUUCGCCAGGUCGUCUUACCUGGGAUGUGACAUGGACA